UUAGCCGCAAACCCCAAUCCAAUCGAAUUCAACACGAAAAACAACCAAAGCAGCAAGCGAAGCCGGGACACUGCUGGAGUGAGCAAAUCCCCGCUCGAAUCCGGGGCACCAAGAAUGGCCAUGGCGGCCGUGGGCAUCGGCGGCGGCGGCGGCGGCGCGCUGGGCCUCCUCGCGCCGCGCCGCCGCGCCGCCUCCUGGAGCGGCGCAGGUGGCGCGGCUGCGGCGGCGGCGCGGCGGCGGCCGCUGGUGGCGGUGGUGCGCGCGUCGUACGAGGCCGGGGUCGGGGUGAUGGCGACCAAGGUCGGGAUGAUGACCUACUUCGACCCGGCCACCGGCAAGCCGGUGCCGGUGACCGUCGUGGGGUUCCGGGAGGGCGGCAACGUGGUGACGCAGGUGAAGACGGCGGCCACCGACGGGUACGACGCCGUGCAGGUGGGGUACCACGGCGUCCGCGAGGAGAAGCUCACCCGCCCGGAGCUCGGCCACCUCGGCAAGGCCGGCGCGCCGCCGCUCCGCCACCUGCAGGAGUUCCGCCUCCAGUCCGUCGACGGGUACGACCCCGGCCAGCCGCUCGACUUCGCCGACAUGUUCAAGGAGGGCGACCUCGUCGACAUCUCCGGCAAGUCCAUCGGCAAGGGGUUCCAAGGUGGCAUCAAGAGGCACAACUUCAAGCGAGGGCUGAUGACCCACGGCUCCAAGAGCCACAGAGCUCUGGGAUCGAUCGGUGCCGGGACGACGCCGGGUCGGGUGUACAAGGGGAAGAAGAUGCCCGGGAGGAUGGGAGGAACCAAGACCAAGAUCAGGAAGCUCAAGAUCGUCAAGAUCGACAACGACCUGAAAGUUGUCAUGAUCAAGGGCGCCGUUCCAGGGAAGCCCGGGAACCUCCUCCGCAUCGCUCCUGCCAAGAUCGUCGGCAAGAACAUCCCCAAGAACUAGACUAUUUUUCUCAUGUGUUUCGUCCUGUUCUGUGAGAUUUGUGAUCUGUUGUUUACUGAAUUACUGUAAAUUGGAGAUGUUCUUUGCCCAUGUCCAGGUUUUGUAUACGCGUAACUUUGAAUUUCGUAAAGCUAAUUUUUUUUCUACUCAAUCU
Messenger RNA from Oryza sativa Japonica Group (Japanese rice), 1090 nucleotides. Its product is annotated as large ribosomal subunit protein uL3c. Gene Ontology annotation, biological process: translation. NCBI's taxonomy places the organism in Eukaryota, Viridiplantae, Streptophyta, Magnoliopsida, Poales, Poaceae. Gene Ontology annotation, molecular function: structural constituent of ribosome. Gene Ontology annotation, cellular component: chloroplast envelope; ribosome. The record is from RefSeq and is a predicted model, not a curated record.